Mercurialis annua (annual mercury) is the source of this 426-nucleotide messenger RNA. RefSeq lists its product as uncharacterized. The record is from RefSeq and is a predicted model, not a curated record. Lineage: Eukaryota; Viridiplantae; Streptophyta; Magnoliopsida; Malpighiales; Euphorbiaceae. The transcript has a single exon. The coding region runs from base 1 to 426 and encodes 141 amino acids.
AUGACUAUCAAUGGGAGAAAGGAUGUUGCAAAAUAUUGGAAAGAAGUAAUUAAAGAUCAAUCUAUGCAACAACUUCAAGCUCAUCAUUUCCGAACAAUAGAAAAAGAUCUUGCUAGUGAUCUUCAGUUCAAGCGAAGGCCGGAUCAUGUUACUAUCUACCACAAUGAUAAUCUUGAAGUAGAUGAUGUUACGAUUUACCACAACGAUAAUUUCAAAAAUGAUGAUGUUACGGUUUACCACAAUGAUAAGCUCAAAGCCGACGAUGUUACGAUUUACCACAAUGAUAAUCUUGAAGCGGAUGAUGUUACGAUUUACCACAAUGAUAAUUUCAAAAAUGAUGAUGUUACGAUUUACCAAAGCGAUAAUGUCAAAGAAGAUGAUGUUACGAUUUACCACAACGAUAAUCUCAAGCAGAUAAACCGUUGA